This is a messenger RNA of Culex pipiens pallens (northern house mosquito), 2761 nucleotides long. RefSeq lists its product as uncharacterized. The transcript is spliced from 3 exons. Bases 1841 to 2098 code for a protein of 85 amino acids. The record is from RefSeq and is a predicted model, not a curated record. Lineage: Eukaryota; Metazoa; Arthropoda; Insecta; Diptera; Culicidae.
UAGAAGAAAGUGAGGGAAAAAAUUAAGUCACUCGUGAUUGAACGUUUUGAGCAAACUAACAAAACACGCGCAAUAAAAGUGAGGCGUGUUUGAUGGAUCUAAGGAAAAGGAAGUGGACUGGGUCCAAAAUAAACCGGGUUUCGGCCAAUAUGUGUGAGAGCAUGUUUGAAAAUACGAUGCACCACGUGUUUGGAUGGCCACAGACUAAAAGACGAGGCAAACUUCUAAGAAAAGCGAUUCAACUAAAGUUACAGCUAGCGUUUAUUGCACGGUAAAACAAUUCAGACAUAGAAAUACACAGAUCUUCUUAGAAAUAAAUAAACAUUCUCGAGAAUGCCAAACGUUGAAACGGCCAGGCCUACUGCGUAAAGUUAACCGCAAGGAUGGUUCGUUUAAGUGGAUUGACGUUGAGCAAACAUCUUGUUUCUUUCGUUUAACUUUUUUUUUGCCUCUUGACAAAGAUGUAAGUUAUGAUUAUUUUGGUACAAAAAAAAACCUUUGUCGCAUUUACUCAUUUUAAAUUUCCGUUUCAUGAAGCUUCCCAUAAAAGCAAAUAACUUAAUUUUACAUACGUUGCGCGAUUGUGCAACCACCAGCUGAUAAGACCCGCUAGUAGCAACACAGAAACUCAACCCAACAACCAUUCAAGGAGGGGGCUUUAUUUGCUCAAUUUAUUGAUUAUUUCGAUUGUUCAAAUUGCAAUCUCAAGCCACCACCGGGGCGGGUCUUAUCGCAACACUUUUGACGGAUCCACGGUCGAAAAUCGCAUCGCGCGGUAGUCGUUCAAGACCUUGACUGAUUAUCAUUAUGCCAUUGUGUGUACUUGCUGAGAAGAAUUAAGAAUACAAAAAAAAAUGUUUAUUUUUCCCCGUGUCUUGUCUUGCGACAUGGGCGGCGCGAGGACGGGCUGUAAAGUUCAAAUUGAUAAUAAAUCAGUCCGUCAGUUUCGAGUGUAUUGUUGGGGCCCGAUGGUUGUCUUCGCGCCGAGGUAGAUGGAUGGGAAUUUUCAGAUCCGUUGGUCGAGUUAUGAGCAUGGUAGUAACGGGCGAUUCACGAUUUCACGAUUACCGUGUGCUUUUAUAAUUUUGGUUUCGUUGAGCGUUUUAGCAGAAUGCAUUACUAUUGUACGCUUUUACAAGUUUUGGGCAAGCCAUGCAUUUUUUUUUAAUAAUUUUAACAAUAUUUUCUGAACUUAAUUUAAUACAAUACUUUAAGCAAACCCGAUAUUGCCGGUUAAUUUUUUUUAUUUAAAUUUUACCAUGGAAAAUCUCCCUUAUCCCCUUAAACAAGUGCUAUAAUGAGUAACUGUGAUGCUCGCUCGUCUAGAUAAAUUAUCGUACUAUGAAUCAUUUUGGUAAAUGACAACUAAUACAAAUGUCAAAACCACCCACAGCCACCAUAUUUCUACUGAAACGCUCUGCCAAAGAUAGAAUAAAUUCAAACAUGUGCUGAUUCAAGUAAAACUCCCAUUCAUGCCGCUAUCCGACCACGUGCAACAGUUCGAUGACGCACGUAAGGAGGUGUCCAUCAUCGCAGCACGCUAUGUUGAACAAACGUUAGACACGCUCAAAUCGGUUGUCAAGAGACCAUCAAGUGCUCUGAUUAGCAUUUUUUUAUCAGUCCCGUAAUAUUGAUCAGAAGAGGCGUCAAAAUUUAUUUAGUAGUAGCUCCAUAAUAGGAGAUAUCAUCCAAGAGAUCCAAAAUGUCAACCGGCGCGGUAGGCGUCGUGGAAGCGACAGUGUUGCCAAACAACCAGUGAGUCUUUCUUAAUAGCCUACUUUGCAUACUUGAUGGGCGCACAAACGCACACACACACACACACAUACUCACUCGCGUAGGAAUGCACUUCCCGGCAAGGAAAGUUGCUGUGCCAGCAAGCAGCGGACUCAGGUUCAGGCACCGGAUUGAGACCGAGACCGAGAAAAAAAACACGAUGCUAGCUUGGUGGUGCAGCACCAGAGUUAAACGACCAGCGGCCGAAUGCUACGCGGAAACAUUACAGAAAGGUUGUCCCGAGAUUUGUCCACGCAUCGCCCUGUCCCAGGGCCAUCCGCUCGUCAACGAUUGGAGUGACCGUCUAAGAAGUGCCACAAUGUGAAAGUGUAGAAUUAAGAAAGUUAGUGCUUGUGUUCCAGCUUCCAUUUAUUGUGAUUACAAAAAUAUUUGUGAGAAUAAAUUCGAUUUUGAAAUUCGUUUUAUUUAAAAAAAAUAGUAAAUAAAAAUAUUUUACUAACUGCUUCUAGCUAAAUUCUAGCAGAAACUUCCUGCCAGUUUUUUUCUAGCAGGAUUCUUACACAAUUCUAUCAGAAUGGGCUAUCAGUUCGUUCUAGCAGCAUUCUAGCAGGAUUCUUACAGAACCGAUUGAUUUCGCCGGCUCCUGCUAGAACCGGUUAUUGCAUUUGAGCUGGAAUUCUCAAAGAAUUCUUGAGAAAAGCUAGCAGGAUUAUGGCAGCGUUCUAGUAAGAAUAUUUUCGCUCUGUAAGAUUUCUGUAAGAAACCUGCGAGAACGCCGUGACUGGGAAUUGCCGCGUAACAGAAACCCGUCUGCUUCUGUCAAGCUUGUCAAGUUUGUGUGCAUUGGCCGAUGCACGAAGUGAUUUGUUUACAUUUGUUUGUACACUCCGCAAACGUCAAACCAUACAAAAUUGCUGCCGGAUCUUUUCCGGGAGAGAUCCGGAAAAAAGAUCCUGCACCAAUUUGUAUUGAUUUGACGUUUGCUGAGGGUGCCAAAAAGUUUGGUUAUGUUCUGCUUGCAAAAGAC